This is a messenger RNA of Fusarium redolens, 434 nucleotides long. RefSeq lists its product as uncharacterized. Lineage: Eukaryota; Fungi; Ascomycota; Sordariomycetes; Hypocreales; Nectriaceae. Gene Ontology annotation, cellular component: NatC complex. The coding region runs from base 82 to 402 and encodes 106 amino acids. The record is from RefSeq and is a predicted model, not a curated record. The transcript is spliced from 2 exons.
AGCAUCACAUUCCCCACGUCCUCACCAGUAUCACAAUUAGAACCUUCAAACCCCCUGGCUACUAAGCCUUCUGGAGAAGAAAUGGACACAGAAAAGGCUCGGGAAUACCUCAGCAGUAUUCUAAACAAGAACCUUCGCGUGUACACCUCUGACGGUCGGUUGUUCUGGGGCGCUCUAAAAUGCACCGACCCUGACAAGAAUAUUGUGCUGGCUCACACUUAUGAAUAUCGGCAACCAUCUUCAAGGGAGCGUGAAAAGGCAGCAGAGAAAGCAGAUGGUGAAACUGUCAAGGUCGACAUGACAUCUCGUUACUUGGGGUUGAUUGUCAUACCUGGGGAGCACAUUGUAAAGAUGGAAGUUGAGGAGUUUGCAAGUCAAAUGAGGAACCAAAUCAUCAUAUGAUGCAAUGAAUACAGACAUAAUAUUAAUGAAUU